AUGCUCGCUUAUAAAAAAGGGGAACAAUCUGCCUUGAUCAACAUUCAUGAGUUAAUUUUACAGCCCGAGACCUUGAGUGCUUUAUUUGAGGAGAAGCAAAGAGAAGUUGCCGAUUGCAAUGAUAGGAAACAAGAAGAACAGCAGCGGCAACCCGUUCUUGAAUCAGUUAAAGAACGAAGACAAAAGAAGAGAGGCCAGCCGUCAGUUGUAUCGAAGUUUCCAGAAAUUGUUGGUCGAAUGACAGACUUCUUGAAACAGCAUGGUUAUGCAGCACAUAACCGUAGACGAACAACCACUGGUACUGGUCAAGGUGUAACAUUGGGGCAAAUCAAGCAGCAUUUGCUAUCGACAGUGGAGGGCUUGGCCGAGCAUGGCAUCAGCAGGGACACCAUCCACCUAAUGAUGGCACCACCUCGUAAAGGAACGAAGCGAGCGGGAAGAUAUAAAGGACUUGUAGACGCGAGAGUUCCGGCAAAGAAGAACCAGUAUCGCGAGGAUCAUCCCGACGCACACCUUCUUUUCAGUCGAGUCGCUUAUCGACGAGAAAUGGGCGUUGUCUUCUCAGAUGAGAUUGAGACAUUAAGUGUCGAUGAUAUGAACAAAAUCAAGGUUGGCCCUAAUGCAGUAAGCAGAUACCAUCAAAUCAGCAACUUUUUCUUAAGGGAUGAUUCACCAAACUAUCCAGAUCACGAUUUUCCUCACCCUGGCUACUUGAUAAUUCCCUCAGGAUACAUGCGCCUUUGUCAUUCCCCUGCUGAAGGUUCCGAAGACGAAUUCGAGGAAAUAGCUGGAAACGAAGACUCUUGUAGCGACGCAUCUGAAGCAGAGGACGAUGAACAGAUGGGUAAUGACAGAGAAACCGACAAUAAUCAACCUGAUCUAGUUCCAGACUCAACAACUGUUGUUGAAGAACGAGGGCAGAGCCCGUUCACAAUUAUACCAUCUGAAGGCAUUGACAAAAUGAGCGUCCAACACGACAAGGUCGGAAGAGUGCACUUGAAGGUUCCACAUACUGGUCCAGCAGUUGUCAAUCUGAGAACAAGUACCUUUUACAGUUCGACAUUUCAAAGUCACAUGAAUGAUAUGUGGCCAAUUCUGGAGACAAGUGUGGAGAAGGGAAAGACGGCAGCAAUUAUCGUCGCUGACAACGGUCCUGAUUGGAAUCCGUCAUUGGUCUUGAAUGCACUGUUUGAUAUGAGACUGUGGAGAGACCUAAAUCUCGACAUGCUCUUGAUUUGUAGUUAUGCUGCUCACUACUCUGCCUAUAAUCCAAUCGAGCAUCUUUGGAGUCCUUUAACGAAGAAACUCUCUUCAGUGAGGCUGUCAGCUGUUGCCCACGGUGAUACCAAGGCGCCUUGUAAUAUGGCGUUUAAGAGUGACGAGCGGAAGCAGAAGGAGGCAAUUGUGUUUGAUGAGGCUAUUAAAGAAGUUUGUGAAACAUACUGGAAGGAUGUGACUUAUAAUGGUCAUCCUGUGAAAGCAGUUGGAGUUCCUUACAUUCAAACAGAAGGAAACUUUCAUUACAAAGAUCACGAUGAAAUAGCAAGUCUUCUAAAGAAACCGAUUCGUCAACUUCGAGACAACAAAGAGUCUCUAAAAGAGUUAGAGUUUCUCCUAAAGCAUGUGGACAGAAAGAAGAACGAGCUUGUGUUUAUGAAAUGUAGCGAUGGUUCAUGUGGCCACUGUACUUUACAUCCUGUCAGAGCAAAGAAGCUCUUUAAAUUUCUAAAAGGAAACAAAAAGCUCCUAUUCAACCCCAUGGAGAGCGAUCAACAUCCUGGCCAUUAUUACACGUUUCUAGAGAUGUGCAAGAAAUCAGCAGAACACGUGCACAUGCAUGUGGGAAACGUAUGUCUCCCGUCCGAAAUGAAUGCUGAACAGCAACUCGGGAAGUGUCAUCUCUGUCCAAGUUACAGUUUCAGUUCUAAAACUGAAAAACAACAGCAUAUCUCUUUGUUUCAUCGGAAACAAAAGGAGGGAAAGGGACGCCGACGUACAGCGAACACACGUGCACAACACGUUUGUAAGUAUCAAACCUCUGCAAAUGCCUCAGGUGGACCAAGAGAAUGCGGAAUGACAUUCACUUCAAAAAGGAAGCUUGCUAAACAUCAGAGAGAAGCCCGCCAUAGAAAGAGGGACGCCAAGCAAAAACUAGCA
This is a messenger RNA of Porites evermanni, 2157 nucleotides long. The record is from the annotation of a GenBank genome assembly. NCBI's taxonomy places the organism in Eukaryota, Metazoa, Cnidaria, Anthozoa, Scleractinia, Poritidae.